Molecule: messenger RNA, 1172 nt
Organism: Nerophis ophidion (straightnose pipefish)
Lineage: Eukaryota; Metazoa; Chordata; Actinopteri; Syngnathiformes; Syngnathidae
Product: guanine nucleotide-binding protein G(olf) subunit alpha-like
Exons: 11
Coding region: 1-1137 (378 amino acids)
Biological process (GO): adenylate cyclase-modulating G protein-coupled receptor signaling pathway
Cellular component (GO): heterotrimeric G-protein complex
Molecular function (GO): GTPase activity; GTP binding; G protein-coupled receptor binding
Source: RefSeq, a predicted model, not a curated record
AUGGGCUGCCUGGGAGGGAAGACGGAGGAAGAACGACUGGACGAAAAAGCCAAACGGGAAGCCAACAAGAAGAUAGAGAGACAGCUGCAGAAAGAGCGACAAGCGUACAAAGCCACACACCGACUGCUACUGCUAGGAGCAGGGGAGUCGGGUAAGAGCACUAUUGUUAAGCAGAUGAGGAUUCUCCACGUGGAUGGUUUCAAUGCUGAAGAGAAGCAGCAGAAGAUUCAAGACAUCAGGAAGAAUGUGAAGGACGCCAUUGUGACCAUAGUGUCUGCCAUGAGCAUGUUGACGCCGCCCAUUCCUAUUGGUAACCCUGCCAACCAGUUCAGAAUUGACUACAUCAAAGGCAUCGCACCGCUGUCUGACUUUGAAUACACUGAGGAUUUCUUUGAGCAUACUCAGAAGCUUUGGGAGGAUGAAGGCGUGAAGGUGUGCUACGAGCGCGCCAACGAGUACCAGCUGAUUGACUGCGCUAAGUACUUCCUGGACAAGUUAAACUUAGUCAGAAGGGCCGACUACACCCCUACUGACCAGGAUUUGCUCCGCUGCAGAGUUCUCACUUCAGGGAUUUUUGAAACCCGCUUCCAAGUGGACAAAGUCAACUUUCAUAUGUUUGACGUAGGAGGGCAGAGGGACGAACGCAGGAAGUGGAUCCAGUGCUUUAAUGACGUGACGGCUAUCAUCUUUGUAGCAGCGAGCAGCAGCUACAACAUGGUGAUCCGAGAGGACAACUCCACCAAUCGACUGCGGGAAUCCCUCGACCUUUUCAGAUCCAUUUGGACCAACAGGUUUCUGAAGACCAUCUCGGUCAUUUUGUUCCUGAACAAACAAGAUGUUCUUGCUGAUAAAAUACUGGCAGGGAAAUCCAAACUGGAGGAUUAUUUCCCAGAAUACGUGAACUACACCGUUCCUCCAGAUUCUGUUCCAGAUACAGAUGAGGACCCCAGGGUGACCAGAGCCAAAUUUUUUAUCAGAGAUGAGUUUCUGAGGAUCAGCACAGCAAGUGGCGACGGCAAACACUACUGCUAUCCUCACUUCACGUGCGCGGUCGACACAGAGAACAUCCGCCGUGUCUUUAACGACUGUCGUGACAUCAUCCAGAGAAUGCACCUGCGGCAAUAUGAGCUGCUCUGAAUGGCUGACUGUGGCCUUUCUCUUUCUGGAUCAAG